Myotis myotis is the source of this 4145-nucleotide messenger RNA. RefSeq names its product sodium channel epithelial 1 subunit delta (gene SCNN1D). The record is from RefSeq and is a predicted model, not a curated record. Gene Ontology annotation, molecular function: ligand-gated sodium channel activity. The transcript has 12 exons. Lineage: Eukaryota; Metazoa; Chordata; Mammalia; Chiroptera; Vespertilionidae. Gene Ontology annotation, cellular component: membrane. Gene Ontology annotation, biological process: sodium ion transmembrane transport. The coding region runs from base 1554 to 3563 and encodes 669 amino acids.
CAGCCAGUGUUGGGCCACAUCCCUCUGUCACCUGCCGGAGCUGCCGCGGUCCAGCCACCUACCCCGGGAGAAUGGAGGCACCUGCACAGGUACCUGAUGUGGGGCCCUCGGGCAGCGUGUCCUGGGGUCUCCCCAGCCUGAAGUGGAGGGAGGUGUCCCACGUGUGACCCUGAACCCACACGCAUGCACACGCACACGCGCGCGCACGCACACACACACACACACACAGGGCGAGGGCAGGAGAGCCACGGAGCCCCCACUGACUGUGGGCUUGGUGUGUGUGUGGAGCGUGUUUGUACACAUUCGUGUACAUGUGUGACCGGGGAGCCCCCUGCUCCUACUGUAUCUGAGGUGUCUCGGAAUUCGUGCCCAUGUUUGCCCAGUGCAUCAUGGGCAAACCGUCUCAAUCCCCAGAGCUCCCCUCUGCCCCGGGAGGCCCGUGGGGGUGGGAGUGGGCGGGGCUGCAGGGAGGAGGGAGACAACAUGGGUGCUGGAGUCAGAAGCCCCUUCCGGAGUCCUCUGCCUCACCUGCAACCCACGGCUGAGGGCUCAGCAUGUUCGUGGAGAGGGAGACACAGGUGUGGGCAGAGCUCUGUGCCGUGUGGCUCCCACCAGCAGGACCCCCGGGUGGCACGUGCUCCUGGUGGCAAGGCAAGUAGGGGGCCCACACACCGAAGGCCACAGGAGGGGGAGGCCCACCCACCCCACCCCAGCUGGCUUGCUGGGACACGCAUGUUCUCAGAGCACAUGGGAGCAGCCCGCUCGGCAUACCUGGCAGCCGUGUGCUGGCUGAGCCCCAGCAGCCGCUUCCCUCGGCUCAGCCCCCUCCCCAGGCAACCCCAGCCGGUUGGUGGAAGGGCCCAGAGCCCAGACGCCUGCACCCAGUCACUGGAGGCCUAAUGAUUCAGACCCGAUGGGGACAGUGCGGAAAGUCCGCUGGAGGCCUGCGCCGUGACUCAGUGUGCCCAGGGCAGCAGGUCUGGCCCGCUCCGGCCUGCGUCUGUGCACUGGGGUGUGGGUCUGGGGACACGGACCUCCGGGGCAGGACUGGGGCCAGGCAGGCCAUGGCUCUACUCCCGGGGCCUCAGGUCACGACCACUGGCUGGCCCCUGCCCACUUUUCCUGAAGCCCAAGGCCCAGCUGGGUGGACCAUGCCCCACCCUCGGCCCACAACCCUGAGCGGCACUCAGGCCUGACCCUUGGCCCAGACACGGCCGACCUGCCUGGCUCCGUCAUCCUAGCACAACGCGGAUGUGGGGAGUUGGGGGAGGCCAUCGAGGCCCAGAGUCAAGCCUUCCAGGUCCCCCCGAUAUUGGGCUCCUGGCCCACGGACAGGACACAGUCUCUCCUCUGAGCAGGUCACCUGGCCUCCUCCUGCCCACAGGCCCUGCCCCACCUGGGGGAAGGCAGGCAGACCCCCGUGCCCUGCUCUCUCUGCCCCCACCGCCCAGCUCGGCUCUGCCCUGAUAAGACACGCCUGGGGAGGCGGGGUGGGGCCAUGCCAGGCAUUGUGGGCAUGGCUGCGGGUCAGUCCCAGCGUGGACAAGCCUCAGAUGGGGCCUCUUUCGAGCUUCAGCAGGUGGGGCCCUGCCCCUGGUGGCCGAGGGGCACAUCUGUCCUGGGAGGUCCCAGGGACAGAGACUGGAAGCCCGCCUGGCCAGGGUGGAGAGGCCUGGGUGGGGAUCCGGCUGGGUCAGGCCCCGCUGAGGCCCGCUUCUCGGACGCAGGCUGGCGCAGUGGCCCAGGCAGCUGGUGUGGGACCCAGGACCUGCAAGUGCCCCCAGGCCCCGCCACCGCCCCCCAUGGAGGAAGGGCCCGGGGAGCCGCUGGUGGAGCUGCCCGGCUCCUUCAGGGAGCUGUUUACCUUCUUCUGCGCCAACACCACGGUGCACGGCACCAUCCGCCUCAUCUGCUCCAGCCAGAACCGCCUCAAGACGGCGUCCUGGGGGCUGCUGUUCCUGGGUGCCCUGGGCGCGCUCUACUGGCAGUUCGGGCUCCUCUUCGAGCAGUACUGGCGCUACCCCGUCAUCAUGACCGUGUCCAUGCACUCCGAGGGGAAGCUCUUCCCGUCCGUCACUCUGUGCGACAUGAACCCGCACCGGCCCAGCCCAGUGCGCAGACACCUGCAGGCCCUGGACGCGUUUGCCCAGGAGAACAUCUACGCCCUCUAUCAGUUCAACCUCAGCACGAGCGGGGCCAUCCCCCCCGUGGAGGAUCCGGGCCCGGUCCCCGCCUUCCAGCUGGACCGCAGGGUCCGCCUGGAGCGGCUGAGCAGCCCGGGCAGCCAGAACAAAGUGGGCUUCCGGCUGUGUAACAGCACCGGCGGCGACUGCUUCUACCGCGCCUACUCGUCGGGCGUGACUGCCGUCCGAGCCUGGUACCGCUUCCACUACGUGGACAUCCUGGCUCUGCUGCCCCCGAGCCCCGAGGGCGGCCACCAGAGCCACGGCGGCCACUUCGUCUUCUCCUGCCGCUACAACGGCCAGGACUGCCAGGCCCAGCACUUCCAGACGUUCCACCAUCCCACCUACGGCAGCUGCUACACCGUCAAUGGCAUGUGGACUGCGCAGCGCCCGGGCAUCACCCACGGGAUCAGCCUAAUCCUCAGGGCUGAGCAGCAGGACGACCUCCCGCUGCUGUCCACCGAGGCGGGCAUCAAGGUCAUGGUCCACACGCGGGACCACACGCCCUUCCUGGAGCACCGGGGCUUCAGCAUCCGGCCCGGGACGGAGACCACCAUCGGCAUCCGAGAGGACGAGGUGCACCGGCUCGGGAGCCCCUACAGCCACUGCACGGACGGCGGGGAGGGCGUGGACGUCCCGCUGCUGUACAACAACACCUACACCAGGCAGGCCUGCCUGGUCUCCUGCUUCCAGCAACUGAUGGUGAACACCUGCUCCUGCGGCUACUACUUCUACCCCCUGCCGGCGGGGGCCGAGUACUGCAGCUCCGCGCGGCACCCGGCCUGGGGCCACUGCUUCUACCGCCUCUACAGGAAACUGGAGACCCACCGGCUUCCCUGCUCCUCUCGAUGCCCCCGGCCCUGCAGGCAGUCUUCCUACAAGCUGUCAGCGGGGAGCUCCAGCUGGCCUUCCUCCAAGUCAGGGGACUGGAUCCUGGCCGUGCUGGGCGAGCGUAGCCCCCGGAGCCCUGGCCGGAGCCCGAGACCCAGGAGCAACGUGGCCAAGGUGAACAUCUUCUACCAGGAGCUCAACUACCGCACGGUGGACGAGACGCCUGUCUACUCGGUGCCGCAGCUGCUGUCGGCCAUGGGCAGCCUCUGGAGCCUGUGGUUCGGCUCCUCCGUCCUGUCCGUCCUGGAGCUGCUGGAGCUGCUGAUCGACGCCGUGGCCCUGGCCGUGCUGCUGGGCUGCCACCGGCUCCGGCGCAUGCAGGGGUCCCGGCCGCGGGCGGCCCACACCAAGCCAGAGACCAACCAGGUGCCCGGUGACUGCGGGCAUGACGCCACACGCCCAGGGGCCCAGCCGGUGAUGCCUCCCGGGGUGCUGGCUGGAGUCUCAGCGGAAGAGUUAGGUCAAGUGUGGGUCCCCCAAGACUCCUGACACCUGAACCAGCCGGAGCUGAGUCUGAUCCUGGGGGCUGUGGCUCAGUGGGCUCUCCUGGCUUCCCAGGGGGGCCUGCCCAGCACCACAGGGGUCCCCUGGCGGCCAAGCAAAGCCUCGGGCCCAGGAAGCAGCAGCGUGGAGCCCAAGGGCUGGCUGGCUGGCUGGCAGGCAGGUACGAGGGCGCCCAGCACAUCAGGGCCUCUCACUGGUGCAGCCACGUGCCCCAUGGAGGCCUCGCGGUUCUCAAGAAGCCCAGGGCAGGGAGGAGGAGUGUCCCCACCACUCUGAUUCCUAUGUUCCAGGAGGGACUGAGCACCUGUGCGUGUGUGUGUGUGUGUGCACACACUCAUACAUGUGUGUGUGCAUGCAUGCAUGUGUUUGCCUUCAUGUAAAUGUACAUGUAGGGGGUGCCUCCACAUGGGAGCGUGUCUGUGUUUGAAUUACAUGUUUGCCUGUGUCAGCAUGUCUUCCCACACCUCAGCUCGCGGCAGGUGGGAGGGAGGGCAGGGCCAGGCCGAGGCCUCGGUGAGGCUGGGCUGCUUUGUAAUAAAACUGGGAAUUCUACCUGGUGCUACAACA